ACUCACUUCCGGUUUCUCGUAAAGUUUGGGGCUAAAAAACUCCAGCGCUAUAAAAAUGUCAGCAAUUGCUGGCGAAUUGUUAAAACGGGACGAAGAUGAAGAAUUCAAGAUAUUCGUACUUUUAUACUACAACGCAUUGCAAGGGUCAGGGAUACCAGAAACCUACUGGAGGAGCCUACACCAUAAAAUCACCAACGAGGCUUUUGAUGCUGGGGAUGUGUUUGGAAUCAUCCAAAUGCAAGAAAAUUAUGGUGGAAUAAAGCAGGAGUGCGUGGAUGAGGACAACCCUGGAACAAGGUUACGCUCCAGAGUGAUUGUUACUUGCGAGAGUGGACUGCGAGCUUCACAACCGACAAGUAUUUUCUUGGUGGACCAUGCUUGGACAUAUCGUGUUGAUCAUGCUCGUCAGCAGUUGGAGCAGAUUCCUGGCCUGUUGCCCCGAAUGGCCUCCCUCAUGGGGUUGGACUUGAGUAGGAAGAAUAGCGAUGCUGAUAAAGUAGAGUUGGUGAUGGAGCACAUGUGGCUGUACAACCAGACCUAUCAACUUUCCCAAGGGUCUGCGGAGGAGAAGAUUCCAGUGUGGUACAUCAUGGACGAGUUUGGUUCUCAAGUGCGUCACUCUGACCAUCCCAGCUGUGGCAUGGCUCCCUUCUUCUUUGUUGAAGCCCACGCGGCCUACACUGUACUCUGGCCUCUCAGAGACCUGCAAGAGGGAGAUGAAAUAACCCGUGACUUUGCAUAUGGUGAGUCAGACCCUCUGGUCAGGCAGUGCCGUUUGUUACCAUGGAUACCUGCUGAUCUACAAGGGGUAUGUGAAAAAACCACAGAGCCAGCAGAUUCAUAUUAUGAGGCUGUUUUGAAGGAGAACAAAGAGCAACUUCCUCUGGAAAUUAAUCCCUCCACACUACCCCAGGGCAGAAUACUUAAGGUGUACUCUGAAAUGUCACAAGUGAUUAACAACUUGACGCAUUCACGUUUCCAGCUGACGGACAAUGAGGAGGAGGCGGAUAUCGUUUGGAGCUACAACCACAUCAAAGACUUCAGGAAGCUCAGCGUGGAGCGACCUCAUGUCAUGAUUAACCAGUUUCCCUGUGAGAACCUCAUCACUGUGAAAGAUUGCCUCGCUGCCGUGGCCCGCAGAGUGAAGGAUGGUUCAGAUGUGAUACCGAAGACCUUCAACCUCCAGACAGAGCUUCCACAGUUCAUAAGGCACUAUCAAGAGAGACAACAGAGGGGACAAGAUAACCACUGGAUAUGUAAGCCCUGGAAUUUGGCACGUGGGAUGGACAUACACAUCACCAACAAUCUGAACUACAUAAUCCGACAGCGAGAGAGUACACCAAAGGUCGUGUGUAAAUACAUUGAGGACCCAGUGCUGUUCGAGAGGGACGACGUUGGACUGGUGAAGUUUGACAUCCGCUACAUGUUGAUGUUGCGCUCUGUGAACCCUCUGCGCCUCUACGCCUACAAUGUCUUCUGGUUGCGCUUUGCGAAUAGACCUUUCUCUCUGGACCAUUUUGAUGACUACCAGAAACACUUUACUGUCAUGAACUAUACAGAGGGUGUGGAGCUAAAGCAGGUUCACUAUGAUGAGUUCAUCCCCAUGUUUGAAAAACAGUACCCCCAGUAUCCAUGGAAGGAAGUGGAAGCUCAGUUGUUUAAAGCGUUCAAGAGGCUCUUCCAGGCUUCUUCAUCUCGACCUGCCCCAUAUGGUAUUUGCCCGUACCCGUCUUCCCGAGCAAUCUAUGCCGUAGACCUCAUGCUGAAGUGGAGAACGGAGGACAAUGCAGGUGAGCGUGUCAUGAUCCCUCAGAUUCUGGAGUUCAACUUCAGCCCAGACUGCGCCCGAGCCUGCCUCUACCACCCAGACUUCUACAACCACAUGUUCCAGACACUGUUUUUGGACCAGCCUGACGACUGCCCUGUUACACAGAUUGCGUGAUAAUUUCCUACAGCUCAUAAUCAAUAUUUCUGCCCUUUCCUUCUACCAACUUCUCGUUUUCCUUAUCUUUGUUUGUUUCUUUGUGUUUUGGGAAAAUAAACCAACAGAUGAGGGUUGUUCAAAGUAUUCCAUUGGUGCUAUCGAAGUUAAACUUUGUAAACUAGUUUGACUGAAUUGCAGUUGACUUUACAUCAUGUUAUAGUCCCAGUUAGUUAGACACUAGUUACUGAAGGUCUGGACUGGCCCGCCAUCUAAAACAGUCUGAACCUCUUGCGUUCCACGUUCCACACUUUUCCUACAAGAUAUUUUUUUAAAUCCGUGAUCAUGACAGUGACAUAUACCAAUUUCAGUGGACUUUUAUUUUGAAAUGCCACAUUAGAUUUUGAUGGAACCUCUUUUGUUGCAGACCUGGGGGGGGGUAGUGUCCCCCAGAACUGGUUUGGUGUUGUGAUAACUAGGAUUUUUUUUUUUUUUAAAUAAUUUUUGAAAUCCGUGAUCAUGACAGUGAAAUAUAGCAAUUUCAGUGGACUUUUAUUUUGAAAUGCCACAUCAGAUUUUGAUGGGACCUCUUUUGCUGGAUACCUGGGGGGGGUAGUGUCCCCCAGAACUGGACCGGUGUUGUGAUAACUAGGAUAUUUUUUUUAAAAUAAUUUUUUAAAUCCGUGAUCAUGACAGUGACAUAUACCAAUUUCAGAGGACUUUUAUUUUGAAAUGCCACAUCAGAUUUUGAUGGAACCUCUUUUGUUGCAGACCUGGGGGGGGUAGUGUCCCCCAGAACUGGACCGGUGUUGCGAUAUCUCAUUAAAAAUAUUUAACAGAUUUUUUCAGUCAGGGGUAAUGAAAGCAACAUGCAGUUUUCAGAGAUUUUUAUUUUGAAAUACAAUAUCAGAUCUUCAUCAAACCUCUUUUCGCGGAGUCCUUGGUGGUCUGUCACACAGAUCUGAACUUGUCUUGAGAUACCAAUGGGAUUAUGUUGGGGUGGCUUUGGCUCAGUAGGUAGAACAGGUUCGAAUCCCUGCUACGACUGUCCGCAUGUCGAAGUUUCCUUGGGCAAGACACUGAACCCUAAUUUGCUCCCAGUGGGCAUGGCAGCGCCUUGCAUGGCAGCAGUCGCCCAUUGGUUUUUGAAUAUGAGUCUUUGUAAAGCGCUUUGGCCACUGUGAUGAUGGAGAUAAAGCGCUAUAUAAGUGCAGUCCAUUGCCAUUUAUUUUUCCUAAGAUAUCAAAUAAAGUAUAUUUUUUUUAUGUA
Phycodurus eques (leafy seadragon) is the source of this 3190-nucleotide messenger RNA. RefSeq names its product tubulin tyrosine ligase-like family, member 12 (gene ttll12). NCBI's taxonomy places the organism in Eukaryota, Metazoa, Chordata, Actinopteri, Syngnathiformes, Syngnathidae. The record is from RefSeq and is a predicted model, not a curated record. The transcript is spliced from 14 exons. Gene Ontology annotation, biological process: protein modification process. The coding region runs from base 56 to 1942 and encodes 628 amino acids.